Molecule: messenger RNA, 4087 nt
Organism: Bubalus bubalis (water buffalo)
Lineage: Eukaryota; Metazoa; Chordata; Mammalia; Artiodactyla; Bovidae
Gene: SYT12
Product: synaptotagmin 12
Exons: 8
Coding region: 580-1845 (421 amino acids)
Biological process (GO): regulation of dopamine secretion; cellular response to calcium ion; calcium-ion regulated exocytosis
Cellular component (GO): membrane
Molecular function (GO): calcium-dependent phospholipid binding; phosphatidylserine binding; SNARE binding
Source: RefSeq, a predicted model, not a curated record
GAGGCCCUAGAAAGGGAACAGGAUAACUAGGGGUGCGGCCGCUCAGGCUAGAACCGGGGCCUGUGGACUCGGAGCCCAGUGCUCCCGGAGCUCACUGUCAGCACAUCCCCAGCUCCCACUCCGACUCAUCCUGGGCCUGGGAGCGCGGGGCUGGUCUCGGCCUCGCACGACCCCUGGGAUCCAGGGAGCGCUUGGGGAUCUUCGGCUCAGACCCCGGAAGCGCCGCGCAGCUCCCGGGAGCGGCGAGUGCGCUCGGGGUUGUCACUUUAAAUUAAAGAGAGAGCGAGCGGGCGAGCGCCAGGGAGCGCGCGACGGGCUCCUGGGAGCGUGCCCGGACUGCGGCGCAGUUCCCGACUGCCGCCCCGGCCCGGCCGAGCCCCCGGCCCGCGCCGCGCUCUUCCCAGGCGGGCGCGGGGCGACACUGCAGGGUUGGCUCCGCCGGCGACCGCCGGGCUUGGCGCCGGUGCGUGCGCGCUGCGGGAGGCCGGCGGGAGCCGGGAGCCGGGAGCCCGAGCCUGAACCCGAACCGGAGCGGCGACCCCUCCGCGGAGCCCGGUCUCACCCCCGGCGGCAGGCGGCAUGGCCGUGGACGUGGCAGAGUAUCACUUGAGCGUCAUCAAGAGUCCCCCUGACUGGGAGGUGGGUGUCUACGCCGCUGGGGCACUGGCUUUGCUGGGAAUUGCAGCCGUGAGCCUGUGGAAGCUCUGGACGUCGGGGAGCUUCCCCAGCCCCUCCCCGUUCCCAAACUAUGACUACAGAUACCUUCAGCAGAAGUAUGGUGAGACCUACGCAGAGGCCAGGCAGAAGAGAGUGCCGGCCUGGAAUGCGCAGCGCGCCAGCACUAGGGGGCCCCCCAGUCGCAAAGGCAGCCUCAGCAUCGAGGACACCUUUGAAAGCAUCAGCGAGCUGGGGCCCCUGGAGCUGAUGGGCAGGGAGCUGGACCUGGCCCCCUACGGCACCCUCCGGAAAUCCCAGUCGGCCGACUCCCUGAACUCCGUCUCCUCCGUGAGCAACAACUUCGGGCAGGACUUCACGCUGGGCCAGGUGGAGGUGAGCAUGGACUACGACGCCGCCUCCCACACCCUCCACGUGGCUGUGCUGCAAGGCAAGGACCUCCUGGAGCGGGAGGAAGCCAGCUUCGAGUCUUGUUUCAUGCGUGUCAGCCUGCUGCCGGACGAGCAGAUCGUGGGCAUUUCCCGGAUCCAGAGGAAUGCCUACUCCAUCUUCUUCGAUGAGAAGUUCUCCAUCCCGCUGGAUCCUGCAGCCCUGGAGGAGAAGAGCCUGCGGUUUUCGGUGUUUGGCAUCGAUGAAGAUGAGCGGAAUGUGAGCACGGGGGUGGUGGAGCUGAAGCUGUCUGUCCUCGACCUCCCGCUACAGCCCUUCAGCGGCUGGCUCUACCUGCAGGACCAGAACAAGGCUGCCGACGCUGUGGGCGAGAUCCUGUUGUCCCUCAGCUACCUCCCGACAGCUGAGCGCCUUACCGUGGUUGUGGUGAAAGCCAAGAAUCUCAUCUGGGCCAACGACAAGACCACGGCAGAUCCCUUUGUCAAGGUGUACCUGCUGCAGGAUGGGAGGAAGAUGAGCAAAAAGAAGACAGCUGUGAAGAGGGACGACCCUAACCCAGUGUUCAAUGAAGCCAUGAUCUUCUCUGUGCCAGCCAUUGUGCUCCAGGACCUGUCUCUCCGUGUGACGGUGGCUGAGAGCGGCAGUGACGGCCGUGGGGACAGCGUGGGUCACGUCAUCAUUGGGCCGUCAGCCAGCGGCAUGGGCGCCACCCACUGGAGCCAGAUGCUGGCCACGCUGCGCAGGCCCGUGUCCAUGUGGCAUCCCGUCCGGCGAAACUAACAGCCAGGCAGGGCUGGGGCGGGCACCGGAGACCGGCACGAGCCGAGCUCUGACACCCUUCUCUGUCAUCUGGCUGGAACCAUGAACGCUGGGGUCCCCGGUGGAGUCCCCAUGAGCCAUCAUGAUCCUUCUGUGCAGGCUGCGGUGGAGGAACAGGCCUGGCUGGAUGUCAGGGGACCCAGGGCUGUCUCCCACUGAGGACCGGCUGUGGCUGGGCAGGGACCCUGGGAGCACAGCCAGGCAUCGGCCCCCUGUGCUCCCAUUUUCAGAUCCCCAGCAGGUCCGUCCCUCGGCCUGGGGGGGCCUUGGCCUCUCAGAGCUCUCCACACCCCACCCCUGCUGGGAAGCCGUGCACAGGGACCCUGUGAGUCUUGGGGGCCAGAUGCUGUGCGAGGCACAGGCUGGGGUGACGUGAACAAGGCCAGCCCCUAGGAGGUUGGGGAGACGAGAUCCCCCUGCCCCGGUGAUCUGCUCGGUGCAGAUGGCGGCCCUGCCACCAGGACCUGUGGAGAGCUCAGGGGGACCGGGGGAGUGGGGGGCAACAUGGGAGCUGCACUGGGAGGGGCAGGGAGAGAGCUGAGUCCCGGGCCACAGCCCAGCCUUGGCCUAGCUGGGUAGGAUUGUGACCGUACCACAAACGCAGUCCUCCACCUGCUGCCGUGGACACAAGGGCCUCUCUCUGGGCAGGAGGAGGGACCAAGGAACCAGGCCAAGCGGUGGCCCGCAGGCCACCUGAGACAGCGCCUCCAGCCUCAUCCUCUGUGAAAUCUAAUCCCUAUAACCAUAACCCUCAUAAGGCCCAGGGGUCCAAAGAGGCCCAGCCCCAGCCCAGGCCAGCCCAGGCCAGCCCAGGGCCAGGGGACAUGCAGCUGGCCAGCCCCUGCAGCCUGGGAGACCCUCCACUCUUUUCAACCCAGAUCUGUGUUUCAGAUCAGAUCAGAUCAGUCACUCAGUCAUGUCCAACUCUUUGCAACUCAAGAUCUGUGUUUAGCCCCACACAAAUCAGGCACUGGCUCCACCAUGUUGGUUGGCAUCCCUCCAGGCCAGGCCCUCUGGGGAAAAGAGACACCUCCGCUGAGGGGGGCUGGGGGGCAAUGGGGUGGACAGAAUACAGACUGCUGGGGGCCUGGGCAAGGCCUCUGUGGGCACAGGUUCCUGAGAGGACGAGGUGGAGUCCCCAGGGCGGGAUCUUGGGGAAGGGGUGGCAGGAGCGGUGGUCGGGGAGGACGUUGAGGGGGGUCAGGAUGGAGUGGGGGGACAGGUUUGAAGCCCAGGGAAGGAAGGAGGUGGCUCUGGAGCCCAGUUCAAACCAUCAGAACACCAGAUGUCCGAGGGUGACCUCCAGAAGCAGACCCUGAGAUUCUCAGGCAAGGGGUUGACAGGGGCAGAGCCAUCAGGAGAAACAUUUAAGGCCAGGACGGAGCUCUGGGGCAAGAGAAGAGGCCAGCAGGUUGUGGCUUCAGGGGAGCCCAGCUUCAGCCCUAUGGGGAGGGGGUGCUCUGCUGUGUGGAUGGCACCCCAGGGGGCUCCAGCCUGGAUGCCAGGGUGGGGCUGUUACAGGCCCACAGGAGUCUUUGGCUCCUACCCUACCCUAGCUGGAGGGGAGGCGUGCCUAGCCUUCCAGGUGUCACCAAGGCAGCUCCACGCCACCGAGGCAGCCCCAGAGGAGCAGGCGGGGGUGCGCCUCUUGCCCUGAGGGGUGGGGAGGGGCCCCCAGGCCACAGGGAUGGAGGGGGAGGAAACAUGGCAACAUGCCCCCUGGCCCACCCUCGGGUGAGAGGUGGGUUCUCCGGCUGGCUGUCUCUGGAGACCCAGGCUCACCCAGGUAGGUUGGGGGGCCCCCAGUGAGGCUGGGGGUCCCAGGGUGGUCACAGGACUGGAGGCCGGACAGUGGCUUUCCCCACCUGACACGGCUGUGGCCCAGCCCUGAGGUCAGGCCAUCCACUGGGUGGAGGUCUGCGUGCCCCAGGCCAGCCCAGGGCCUGAGGACACGCAGCUGGCCAGCCCCUGCAGCCUGGGAGACCCUCCACUAUUCAACCCAGUGGCUCUGCCUGGCAGGCCGUGUCAUGUACCCCCACUUCGGGACCCCCUCCGCCUCUCCCCUAACUGCAUGAAAUGUUGACUCUGCACCUGGAUGGGCGUGGUGGGGACCAAGUAUGUCGACUGGAAUGAUUCUAGAACCAAAAUAAAGCUGGGGCAGGAAGGAGGGGGCUGCCAGGGAGCCCCGCUCGCCCCAAAUCAC